Protomyces lactucae-debilis is the source of this 1299-nucleotide messenger RNA. RefSeq lists its product as uncharacterized. The record is from RefSeq and is a predicted model, not a curated record. Gene Ontology annotation, molecular function: RNA uridylyltransferase activity. The transcript has 2 exons. The coding region runs from base 1 to 1299 and encodes 432 amino acids. NCBI's taxonomy places the organism in Eukaryota, Fungi, Ascomycota, Taphrinomycetes, Taphrinales, Protomycetaceae. Gene Ontology annotation, biological process: RNA 3'-end processing.
AUGCCCUCUAGCUCACCUCUUGGAGCGACGCUUCCCAACUCAUCUUCAUUGGCAGUCUCUGCAGCUGCUGCAGUCGUGCCUGAUCCGUUGUUUGCAUUCACUCAGUUUGCCGUGGAUGCUGUCCGCAACAACACCGUGUCUCAUGCAGAAUUGGUGGAGAAGGAACGCCUCAGGCAGGAACUUGAAGCAGUAUUGCAAGCCUUGCAACCAACUGCUCGACUCGUGGUGUACGGCUCUCUCGCCAACAAUUUGGCCAUUGCCAAUUGCGACAUGGAUCUGAUGGAUGCAUUGCACGAUGUUUCGGUGGACUUGCCUGCUCUUUACACUGAAGCACUCAACUCGCAAGGCUACAGCGUCAAGUUACUGUCCAAGACACGCACUCCCAUUGUCAAGGUCAGUCUUGAGCACAUGGCAGUGCCGUACUGUGUCGAUAUCUCCUUUGAUAAUGCACUUGCUCUGCACAACACGAAACUCAUUGCAACUUAUGCUGCGUGCGAUUCUCGCGUGCCAAUCUUGCUGAUGUUUGUGAAGCUCUGGACGGCAGUCAGGCGCAUCAAUGAUCCACACAGCGGUACGUUGUCUUCGUAUGGCUAUGCACUCCUUCUCAUUUUCUACCUACAAAACCGCUGCAACUCGCCACCUGUUUUGCCAAACUUGCAACUCAUCUCUGCUAUGGGUACACGCAGUGCCGAUGAACUCGAGUGCUCUGGCUACGAUAUUUGGUUCUUCAAGGACGUUGAGAAGAUUCAGCAAGCUCAAGUUGUUAAGAAUACCUCAUCCAUUGGCACGCUGCUCGAAGGCUUCUUCUCCUACUUUGCCUAUGAGUUUGACUUUAGGGACCUUUGCAUCUCUAUCCGUACCCCUGGCGGCAUUGUGACCAAGACUGCAAAGACAUGGACGCAAAUGGUCGAGCACCUGAAUGAUCGUGGCGAUGCAAAAGUCAAGGACCGCUACAUUCUAAGCAUUGAGGAUCCUUUUGAGAUUGUCCACAAUGUUGGUCGUUCAGUGACGCGCGCAGGCUUGUAUGAGAUUCGUGGUGAAUUCAUGGCAGCAACGCGAUAUGUGCGUGGCAAUAAGUUGGAUGAGAUUUUGAACCCUCAUCGACGAGAGAUUGUAGCGCCAACGUCGUCAACGGCUAUGCAUUCGCCUCAGCAACAGCAUGGCACGCAGCAAGUCUCUCCGGGUGAAGGAUCGUCGCCGACACCACCGGCUGUGCACGCAGAAGCACGACCGUCCACUGGUACAGCCACAUCUACAAAAACAUCUCAGCAGGCUGAGACGGUCGUCAAGGCAGAGUGA